AUGUUCCACUGCAUCCCCCUGUGGCGGUGCAACCGUCAUGUGGAGACGAUCGACAAGCGCCACUGCUCGCUGGUCUAUGUCCCCGAGGAGAUCUACCGCUACGCCCGCAGCCUGGAGGAGCUGCUGCUGGACGCCAACCAGCUCCGCGAGCUGCCCGAGCAAUUUUUCCAGCUAGUCAAAUUACGAAAGCUUGGACUUAGUGAUAAUGAAAUUCAGCGGCUCCCUCCAGAAAUAGCAAACUUCAUGCAGCUGGUGGAACUUGAUGUGUCUCGGAAUGAUAUUCCUGAAAUUCCAGAAAGCAUCUCAUUCUGUAAAGCACUACAGAUAGCUGACUUCAGCGGAAAUCCACUGACGAGAUUGCCAGAAAGCUUUCCUGAAUUACAGAAUUUGACAUGUCUCUCUGUAAAUGACAUCUCCCUGCAGUCCCUGCCUGAAAAUAUCGGCAAUCUUUAUAACCUGGCUUCCCUGGAACUGAGAGAGAAUCUCCUCACAUAUCUUCCUGACUCUCUUACCCAGCUGCGGAGACUAGAAGAACUUGAUUUAGGAAACAAUGAAAUAUAUAAUUUGCCAGAAUCAAUUGGAGCUCUCUUACAUCUAAAGGAUCUCUGGUUGGAUGGAAAUCAACUGUCAGAAUUACCUCAGGAAAUAGGAAAUCUGAAGAAUCUGCUGUGCUUAGAUGUCUCUGAAAACAGGUUGGAGAGACUUCCUGAAGAAAUCAGUGGCCUGACUUCGUUAACAGAUUUAGUCAUUUCCCAGAACUUACUAGAAAUGAUUCCGGAUGGCAUCGGAAAACUAAAGAAACUGUCUAUCUUGAAAGUGGAUCAGAACAGACUCACACAGUUGCCUGAAGCAGUUGGAGACUGUGAAAGCCUCACUGAAUUAGUUCUUACAGAAAACCGGCUCCUGACCUUACCUAAGAGCAUUGGAAAACUUAAGAAGUUGAGCAACUUGAAUGCAGACAGAAAUAAAUUAGUGUCUUUACCAAAAGAGAUUGGCGGGUGCUGCAGCCUCACCGUGUUCUGUGUGCGUGACAAUAGACUGACUCGGAUACCUGCAGAGGUGUCCCAGGCAACAGAGCUUCAUGUCCUAGAUGUGGCAGGGAACAGGCUAUUACAUCUGCCUUUAUCCCUGACCGCCUUGAAGCUGAAGGCUCUGUGGUUGUCGGACAACCAGUCCCAGCCUCUGCUCACGUUCCAGACGGACACAGAUCACGCCACAGGAGAGAAGAUUUUGACCUGUGUCUUGCUUCCUCAGCUGCCUUCUGAACCUACUUGCCAAGAGAACCUGCCUCGCUGUGGGGCUCUGGAAAGCUUGGUGAAUGAUGUCUCCGAUGAGGCCUGGAAUGAGCGUGCCGUGAACAGAGUCAGUGCAAUCCGAUUUUUGGAAGACGAGAAAGACGAAGAAGACAAUGAAACGAGAACACUUCUGAGGCGAGCCACUCCACACCCUGGGGAGCUAAAGAAUAUGAAAAAGACAGUGGAGAAUUUACGGAACGACCGGAAUGCUGCUAAAGGACUGGAUUCAAACAAGAACGAGGUCAAUCACACCAUUGACCGAGUGACCACUUCUGUAUAG
This is a messenger RNA of Puma concolor (puma), 1575 nucleotides long. RefSeq names its product leucine rich repeat containing 1 (gene LRRC1). Gene Ontology annotation, cellular component: basolateral plasma membrane; postsynaptic density; adherens junction. Gene Ontology annotation, biological process: embryo development; receptor clustering; neurotransmitter receptor transport postsynaptic membrane to endosome. NCBI's taxonomy places the organism in Eukaryota, Metazoa, Chordata, Mammalia, Carnivora, Felidae. Gene Ontology annotation, molecular function: protein kinase binding. The record is from RefSeq and is a predicted model, not a curated record.